This is a messenger RNA of Neltuma alba, 1548 nucleotides long. RefSeq names its product deoxyhypusine hydroxylase. The record is from RefSeq and is a predicted model, not a curated record. NCBI's taxonomy places the organism in Eukaryota, Viridiplantae, Streptophyta, Magnoliopsida, Fabales, Fabaceae. The transcript is spliced from 8 exons. The coding region runs from base 1 to 1131 and encodes 376 amino acids. Gene Ontology annotation, biological process: peptidyl-hypusine biosynthetic process. Gene Ontology annotation, molecular function: deoxyhypusine monooxygenase activity.
AUGAUUGGAUUUAAAUCUCUGUAUUUAUCUUUUAAAGUUCCAGAGAACUGCAUAACUGGCAUCUCUGGCACCCAAAAAAAAAAAAAUGCAACGGGCCUCUGGGCGCGGGUGGAUUUCGCGUCAAAACAAAAUGAGCAUAACUUCCGAGCGCUGAAGCCUGAAAUCGACGCUGCUAUUUUCGUGGCUUCCAUGGAUGACGGCGCCUUUGUUUCAUCGCCGGACGUGGAAACGUUCCUCUGUGAAUUAUUACUGGAUUCCACGCAACCGAUUUCUGAGCGCUUCAGAGCUCUCUUCUCUCUCCGCAAUCUCAAAGGCCCCUCUCCUCGCAAUGCCCUUAUUCUCGCCACAAGGGAUUCUUCAAAUUUGUUGGCACACGAGGCUGCAUUUGCAUUGGGUCAAAUGCAAGAUGUGGAAGCCGUCCCUGCUCUGGCGUCGGUUUUAAAUGAUCUUUCUUUGCAUCCCAUUGUUCGCCACGAGGCCGCAGAAGCUCUUGGUGCAAUUGGUUCAGAUAGUAAUGUUCCUCUACUGAAGAAUAGUUUGGAUUUAGAUCCAGCUCAGGAGGUUCGAGAAACAUGCGAAUUGGCUCUUCACCGUAUUGAGCAUUUGAAAGAUUCUGGCUGUAGUUAUGAAUUGUCUGUAAUUGAUGCAUCACCUUUUAAGUCUGUCGAUCCUGCAGCUCCAGCUGCCUCAUGUUCUUCUGUGGAUCAAUUGAGGAAAGUACUUCUGGAUGAAGAAAAAGGGAUGUAUGAACGGUAUGCAGCUCUUUUUGCCCUUCGAAAUGAUGGUGGAAAUGAAGCUGUUGCUGCUAUAAUUGAUUCCUUGGGUUCAAAAAGUGCUCUCCUUCGCCAUGAGGUUGCUUAUGUUUUGGGCCAAUUACAAGACAAAGCUGCUUCGGCUGCACUAUCCAAUAUACUUAAGGAUGGGAAUGAGCAUCCCAUGGUUAGACAUGAAGCUGCCGAAGCUCUUGGUUCAAUUGCAGAUGACCGAAGUGUAGCCCUUCUUGAGGAAUUUGUGGCUGAUCCGGAGCCUCUUGUCUCACAAAGCUGUCAAGUUGCUCUGAGUAUGCUAGAAUUUGAACGAUCAGGGAAAUCAUUUGAGUUCCUCUUCAUGCGCUCGCCACUUGUUGAAUAAGUUUUUCAAGUUGGCGUAUUUCGUCAUGCCGAUACUUGAAGAAUAGGUUGAUGCAUGAGACCAAUGAAAAAAGGAGACUCAAAAUUUGUAGGAUUUCUGACAGAGGAGUGAUGCUUUUUUAUAAAGUUAAAAAUUUUCAAAGUAUAAUUGUUGAAAAUAGGAAACGUCUAGUCUUAUAUAAACAUAUCCACUAUAGUAGGGUUUUGAAUGUGGUUCUAUCACUUGUAAGAUAUCUAUUGCUGUUGGCAUGUAACCAUGGUCAAGAUUCUGUGCUCUUUCCAAGGUAUGGUGAUACUGAGGUUGCAAACCAGUUAAGGUUGAAAGGAUAUGUUUCCCAAGAGUCAUUUUCACGGGGAGGCAAGGACUGAGUUUAUCUUUCUUAUUUGCCAAUGAUAUCUUUUCUAUGUUCAUAUUCAA